Molecule: messenger RNA, 1524 nt
Organism: Acanthocheilonema viteae
Lineage: Eukaryota; Metazoa; Nematoda; Chromadorea; Rhabditida; Onchocercidae
Source: the annotation of a GenBank genome assembly
AUGCAAGAAUUGCUUCCCAUUUUGGAUGAUGCAAAAAAAUUGUUUCUAUCAGAAUCAACUCUCCUGGAAGUUGAUGUGCCGUGUGUUGUGAUCGGUGAUAUCCAUGGACAGUACGAAGAUUUGCACCGAAUGUUUUCGGUUCUUGGCAGAGGUCGGAAAAGCGGCGCUGUGAAACGACGUUUUGUAUUUCUCGGUGAUUACGUUGAUCGUGGGAUGAACUCAUUGGAAACAAUUUGCUGCCUUUUAGCGCACAAAUUAAUGUUUCCAAAGAUGUUCAAUAUGCUACGUGGGAAUCACGAAUCAUCAGAUAUUAACCAAACAUAUGGCUUUCAAGUAGAGCUUGAGCGAAAAUUUCCAACAAAUAAUGAAGGUUUUAUAUUAUGGAAUGCAUUUAAUGAAUUAUUUGCUUGCUUACCACUCGCAGCUAUAAUUCAUAAUAAAAUAUUUUGUAUGCACGGAGGUAUCGGACCAGAAUUGAAAUGUUUGAAUGAUGUUAAAAAGAUCAAACGUCCAAUUUCUGAUCCAACAGAAUCACCUCUGGCAUGUAGUCUGUUAUGGUCUGAUCCUAUGCUUGACUUGAAAGGUUUCAUUAAAAAUUCAAUUCGUGGAGCCGGCUAUUUCUUUGGUGAAGAUACUGUAAUUGCUUGUUGUCAACAACUAAAUAUCGAUCUCAUUGUCCGGGCACAUCAGAUGAUAAUGAAUGGUUAUGGUUUCUUUUGUAAACGACGAUUAGUUUCGGUCUUUUCAGCGCCACGUUAUCUUUUAUCAAAGAAUAAUAAAUGUGCUAUAAUGCAAGUGGAGAAAGAUUUAAGAGUUGGCUUCAUAUUACUUUGCCCGGUGACGCCUGAAACACAAGGACAAGAACAUUUCCGAAAUUUUUUCACAAAAAAUAAUGACAGUUCAUCAUUUGCUUCACGAAAAGCUGUAGCAGAAGUAGUAAACAAUUACUAUAAUGAAACUCUGAUAUCGGGAUGUGUGAAUGUUGAUACUGAAACGCAAACAUUUUUCCGCGAUCAGGCCUAUUGCUAUGAAAAAAGUGAAUACACGAUCUGUGGAUGUACUAUCUUAGAUCGGUGUAAUAGUCCUCAGGCACCAUUUUCUAUGUUCACUUUCAUUACCACACCUUUUUUCGAAGACUGUCAAUUUGUGCCAAAGAAUGGCAAUAAUGAUUGCAGUCCAUUCCAAUAUAAUAUCACUUUGGAAGAAAAUAAUUCUGAAAUGAAAUUAUCACUCAAAGCAGAACCUAAAGAAUAUGGAAGAAAUAUUAACAUUAUCGAAAUAACAGCGGAAAAUGUUGGCACUGAUGGGUCAUCGGUCAUAAUGAAGUCGACAACAUUUCAUCCAACGGUCAGUCAUUCCAUGAAGAGCACCCAAUCGAUCAGUGAUGAAAGUGGACAUUAUGGCGGUAUGUUCGCUUUGCACUUUUUCUUCGUUAAUUUUGGUAAUUUGGGUAAAUGCAACUGCAAAUAUUUUCUGAGAGCAGAUAAGCAUGAACAAACCAAAAAGUUAAAUUUGAUAAGAUAG